GGUACCUGAGACUAAAAGAAGGAAAAUAGAAUGACGGUCUGACGUAGCUGUCUUUUGACUUCUCUGUUGUCCGAUAGAAAAGAGACUGGCGCUCUGUAUAUCUUCUUGUCUGUUUGCAUUUUGGAGGCACUGCCACACUCAAGAUGGCUAUGAUGAUGCAAACACAUAUAGCGGAUAGAAACAGGAAAAGGAAGGGCUACGGGUUGAGAGAAGGGCCAAACCAAGUUUUGAGCACGUGUGCGCGUGCUGUGGCUGUGGGUAAUUCUCUGCGCAGAAGUAGCCGCGGCUGCUGAUACCAAAAUGGGCAAGAAGGGCAAAGUAGGGAAGAGCCGAAGGGACAAGUUCUACCACUUGGCCAAGGAGACUGGAUUCCGCUCCCGUUCAUCCUUCAAGCUCAUCCAGUUGAACCGCAAAUUCCAGUUCCUCCCAAAGUCACGGGCACUCCUGGAUCUGUGUGCUGCUCCUGGAGGAUGGUUGCAGGUGGCCUCAAAAUUUAUGCCAGUAUCCAGUCUUAUAAUUGGGGUCGACCUGGUUCCCAUAAAGCCCAUCCCAAAUGUCGUAACACUGCAGGAAGACAUCACCACGGAGAAGUGUCGCCAGGCCCUGCAUAAGGAACUGAAGACAUGGAAAGUGGGUGUCGUCCUGAAUGAUGGGGCCCCCAAUGUGGGAGCCAGCUGGGUACACGAUGCCUUUUCACAAGCGAACCUUACACUGUCGGCACUCAAACUGGCCUGCGACUUCCUGUCCAAGGGUGGCUGGUUCAUCACCAAGGUCUUCCGUUCCCGGGAUUACCAGCCCCUCCUGUGGAUCUUCCAGCAGCUCUUCCGCAAGGUGCAAGCCACAAAGCCACAGGCCUCACGCAAUGAGUCAGCUGAGAUCUUUGUGGUCUGCCAGGGGUAUUUGGCCCCAGUUAAAAUUGACAGCAAGUUCUUUGACCCCAAGUUUGCUUUCAAGGAAGUGGAGGUUCAGGCCAAAUCUGUGACUGAACUGGUGUCCCAGAAGAAGCCAAAGGCGGAAGGGUAUGAAGAUGGUGCUAUGAUUCUUUAUAACCGCUGCAUGCUGACAGACUUUCUGAAGGCCUCCAACCCUGUUGACUUCCUGGCCAAGGCUAAUGAGAUUGUCUUGGACAAUGAAGAACUAGAACACCACAGCGCCACCACCGAGGAGGUGCGCCAUUGUUGUCGGGACAUCCGUGUCCUGGGACGUAAAGAGCUCCGGGCCCUGCUAAACUGGAGGACAAGGCUGAGACGUUUCCUUGUGAAGAAGCUGAAAGAACAAGCCAAGGAAAUAGAUAUCAACCUGAGUUCCGGUGAGGAAGGCGAAGGAGAGGAAGAAACGCACCCUAGACAGGCAGACCUGGAGCCCGCAAGCAGAGAGGAAGAAGAAGAAAAAGAGGAGGAGGAGCUGGAGCUCAAACUUGCAGAGCUCAAAGCCCAAGAGGUGGCAGAACUAAAGAGGAAGAAACGCAAAAUCCUGCGUGAGCGGCGGCGGCAGCGAGAGCGUGUUGAGCUCAAGAUGGAUCUUCCUGGCGUCUCUGUUGCUGAUGAUGGUGACACUGGCAUGUUCUCUCUCCGGGCCAUUGGCAAAAAUCAGCUACUGCAUGCGGUAGUCCAGGGUGACAUGGCAGCAGCAGAUUCCUUUGUGGCGACCGUGGCAGACGCAGACAAUGACCUCUCGCUCUCAGAAGGGGGAGACUCCGAUGAUGAUGAUGUGUCUCUGGCCAGUGAGCUGGAUGGUGAGGAGAUGGCAGAGGCUGAGGAGCGGUCAAGCCAGAUGAAGUUGGCCCGUGCCCCAAAAAGGGUUGCCUGUGAAGAUGAAGAGGAGGAAGAGGAGAGUGCGGAGGCAGGGAAUCCUCUCUUGGUGCCGCUAGAGGGCAAAGAGGAGCGUCGGGAACAUCAGGCGAGCCUGUGGUUUGGCAAGGAAGCUUUUGCUGGAAUUGACGACGAUGCAGACGAGGCGCUGGAGAUUGGGCAGGCGCAGGUGCUGUCCCAGAACCGAGCAGAGCCUCCACCAGUCUCCAGAAAUACAAAGAGGAAAAAGAAGCUGUCACAGCAUGAAGUCACGCCAGAGUCGACACUCGGGGAAGGUCCAGAACCUGAAGAACCCAAAGCUGCAACUGAGGGGAAGGGCUCUGACACUGAGGAGAGCGACAGCAGCGACAGCGAUGAAGAAAGGGAGCAGCUAGCCUCACGUGUGAGAAUGAAGCGGCUCCGGUCAGAGGUAGAGUCAAGCGGUAUUGAGGUGAUCCCUAUUGAAGAUCCAGUGAAGCGAGCUCGGAUUCUGGACCCUGAGGGACUGGCACUGGGAGCAGUCAUCGCCACCUCCCACAAGGCCAAGAGAGAUUUGAUUGAUGACUCUUUCAACAGAUACACCUUUAAUGAGGAAGCUGAGGAGCUGCCUGAGUGGUUUGCCCAGGAAGAGCAACAACACCGGCGCAAACAGCUGCCUCUAGAACGGCAAACAGUGGAGGAGUACCGCCAGCGCUGGCGGGAGAUUAAUGCUCGGCCUAUCAAAAAAGUGGCUGAGGCCAAGGCCCGCAAGAAACGCCGGAUGCUGAAGAAAAUGGAGCAGAUGAAGAAGAAAGCAGAGUCUGUGGUGAACACUGUAGACAUCUCCGAGCGUGAGAAGGCUGCUCAGCUACGCAGCAUCUACAAGAAGGCAGGGUUAGGUAAGGAAAAACGGCAAGUGACCUAUCUUGUGGCCAAGAAGGGUGCAGGCCGGAAGGUUCGGCGUCCUGCUGGAGUCAAGGGCCAGUUCAAGGUGGUGGACAGCCGUCUCAAGAAGGACAUGAGAGCCCAGAAACGCAAGGAUCAGAAGCCAAAACGCCAGCGUCAGAAGUAAACUGUUGGUAUGGUGUGUUGCCAUUGUUAAGUGAGUAGGCCUGCCACCCUUGAACACACCAGGAUCUCAGAAGAACAUUGAGGAACAUCUAACCAGACCUCUGGAGUCACCAAGCAGCAGUCAAUGGGCUAGCCCAUCCUGUAGACUAUGUUUAUGAUGUAACACGGAAUAUACAGUAGGGCCCCACUUCUCAGUGCGCUGCUUUUUGGCGUUCCACUAAUACAGCGCCAGCGGGGCGAUCGGCUGGAGGGGGGGCUGGAGCUCACCGCACUCCAGCUGAUCGUGCUGGAGGAGGGGAAGAUCAGCUGUAGAGAGCUACAGCUGAUCUCCUCUUCUGGUGCGAUCAGACUCCUGCGCUCAAUCUGAUCGCGCUGGAGGAGGGGAAGAUCAGCUGUAGCGCUCUGCAGCUGAUCUCCUCUGACGUGAUCAGCGGGUUAGGUUCCAGACCCCCGCGCUACAGCUGAUCUGCUUUUUGGUGCUUUUGGGCGGGGGUCUGGAACCUAACCUGCCAUAUGAGUGGGGCCCUAUUGUACCAGGAUUUCUCUGAAACCCACAAUACCUAGCGCUCGGUUUGCUCACUGAUGUGAGCUGCAUGGGUAUUGGACAGUUUGGCCUGGGGUUAUUUUUUUUGUGGGGGGAGGUUUGCUAUUCAGGCCCACUUGCAACUCACUAGAAGUGUCCAUGGAGGUCCUCUUCAUGGGUGUCUUCCUUUCAUGUUUGGGUGCCUUUCUGCCUUCGAUGUUUGUUUAAUAAACAAAGUUUUCUCAUAAGCUA
This is a messenger RNA of Rhineura floridana, 3615 nucleotides long. RefSeq names its product FtsJ RNA 2'-O-methyltransferase 3 (gene FTSJ3). Gene Ontology annotation, cellular component: nucleus; nucleolus; preribosome, large subunit precursor. The coding region runs from base 301 to 2841 and encodes 846 amino acids. Lineage: Eukaryota; Metazoa; Chordata; Lepidosauria; Squamata; Rhineuridae. The record is from RefSeq and is a predicted model, not a curated record. The transcript is spliced from 21 exons. Gene Ontology annotation, biological process: maturation of LSU-rRNA from tricistronic rRNA transcript (SSU-rRNA, 5.8S rRNA, LSU-rRNA); maturation of 5.8S rRNA from tricistronic rRNA transcript (SSU-rRNA, 5.8S rRNA, LSU-rRNA); rRNA methylation. Gene Ontology annotation, molecular function: rRNA (guanine) methyltransferase activity; rRNA (uridine-2'-O-ribose)-methyltransferase activity.